Molecule: messenger RNA, 3602 nt
Organism: Syngnathus typhle (broad-nosed pipefish)
Lineage: Eukaryota; Metazoa; Chordata; Actinopteri; Syngnathiformes; Syngnathidae
Product: solute carrier family 25 member 36-A
Exons: 7
Coding region: 340-1275 (311 amino acids)
Biological process (GO): pyrimidine nucleotide import into mitochondrion
Cellular component (GO): mitochondrion
Molecular function (GO): pyrimidine nucleotide transmembrane transporter activity
Source: RefSeq, a predicted model, not a curated record
UGGUUUUUUCAUUCAACUACAAGCAGUAGACUUCCUUCAUGGCUGUCAGACAAGCCUGUUGGGUGUGUAUCGGUUGCUGUCCCGCGUGAGAGGCAAGAAUUCACUAGAACCACACGAAAGAUGAACUAUACCGCUUAUAAAGGUGGCGACGCUGAUCUGUCGCUCUAAGAAGAAUUUUCCCACCGGAAGCUGGCUAGCAAGGGGAGCAACUGCAUGCCGUCGUUUUUCCCCGGCAGCCACUGACUGACCUCUACAACAACACACAGACGUGCUUGCUGAGUAUUGACUCCCAGUUGUCUCUUAUGAUUGCCAGUUGACGGUUCCUGAAUAUGAGACAUAAUGAGUCAAAGAGAUACACUAGUUCAUCUUUUUGCAGGAGGAUGUGGUGGCACUGUAGGAGCCAUAUUGACUUGCCCACUGGAAGUAGUGAAGACACGUCUGCAGUCAUCAUCCAUCAGUCUCUAUGUUUCUGAGGUUCAUCUGAGUACCGUCAAUGGGGCCAGUGUGGCUCGGAUGUCUCCACCAGGUCCCCUGCACUGCCUCAAAUUAAUUAUAGAGAAGGAAGGACCUCGCUCACUCUUCAGAGGCUUGGGACCAAACCUGGUGGGUGUGGCACCUUCCAGAGCCAUCUACUUUGCUGCUUACUCCACAGCCAAAGAGAAACUGAACAAUGUACUGGAACCUGACUCCACACAGGUUCAUAUGGUAUCAGCUGGAAUGGCAGGUUUUACAGCCAUUACAGCAACCAAUCCAGUAUGGCUUAUAAAGACUCGCCUACAGCUGGAUGCCAGAAAUCGAGGGGAGCGUAGGAUGAGUGCAUUUGAAUGUGUGCGCCGGGUAUAUCAGUCAGAUGGCCUACGAGGUUUUUACAGGGGCAUGUCCGCAUCUUAUGCUGGCAUCUCAGAGACUGUGAUCCACUUUAUGAUCUAUGAAAACAUCAAGCGGCGGCUCUUAGAAGCCAAAGCCCCCCAGAACAUGGACGAACAAGAGGAGGUAUCCAAGGAUGCUUCAGACUUUGUGGGGAUGAUGCUUGCUGCUGCCACUUCCAAGACAUGUGCCACAUCCAUUGCUUAUCCUCAUGAAGUGAUCCGCACGCGACUACGUGAGGAAGGCACCAGAUACCGCUCCUUCUUCCAGACUUUAACGACAGUUCCUAAAGAGGAGGGUUUUCGCGCUCUGUACCGCGGCCUCACCACCCACUUGGUACGGCAGAUUCCCAACACCGCCAUCAUGAUGUGCACCUAUGAGAUGGUGGUCUACUUCCUGAAUGGUUAAUGGCUUCACUCCUUUACUAUAACUCGACCCUUGUAAUCCGGCCCUUGUUCAGUGUUGGAGAGACGAAAGAACAUGAAGAAACUGCUAAUAAGCUACAACAUGCGCACGUGACGACAGAGGCAGCGUCUCAAUGUUGUCUGAUGAUUUUAAGUGACAAGUUUUGUUUUCUUACCAAAGGCACAAGGACGUUUGAAUGGAACCCAUGCUGAUUUGGGGUGUUGAGGUCCAAAGUAGCUCUACCCUAUUCAGAACUAUUCAUACUACUCCCAUCCCCGCAAUAAUAAUUUCGAAAAUUAUAGUUGCACUUAAUAAGUAAUAAUGCCUCUGACUUCUCAGAUCUGUUGUUGUGCUGCCAAAUUUGUAAUGAAGCAAUUUUGAGUGAGAUGUAGAUGGAGGGGAAUGUGCCUUGUGUAAAAACAAGAUGUGAUUUAGGACACGCGUGUGCUUGGUGGAUGGAUGUGAAACCCUGGUUAACAGAACUCUCCACAAUGUGAAGUCAUUUAAUUGCACAAAGGUAUUGUGGAAUUUCAGGCACUUAGAGAAACUUAGGUUUCAUCGUAUACAGGACAGUCAACUUGGGUUUUGCAACGACCUAACCCAGGGGUGUCCAAACUCCGUACUUGAGGGUCGCUGUCCUGCCUGUUUCAAAUGAUCAGGGUUGUUAUGAAGCUUCUUCAGAGCUUUCUGAUGAGUUGAUCGUUUGAAUAGGUGUGUUGCAGCAGGAAGACAUCGAAAAAAAGGCAGGUCAGCGACCAGGACUAGAGCUGGACAUGCCUGACCUCACCCUUUUGCUCUUGCUUUUUAUGCAUUUAGAAUGAUCUCAUCCCCACAUAAAACCAGAAGUAGAUUAACAGUUUAUUCUUGAGUUACAGUACAGGACUAAUAAUAUCACAUAGUUUGGCCUGCUUUAGAUCUACUGGAAUGUAAAUACAUAUGCAGGUUUAAGGAAGCAAAACACUGAAACAUUUUUAAUAGUCGUGAAAUAAAUAGUUUUAACAUUGUAAUAUUGAUGUAUUAAACAUUCGCUUAAAUAAUAUAAUUUAAUUUGUCUGACUGGUAAGGCAAAUGAAACCAUCAUCUGUAUUGGGCCUCCAGUUGUGAAAAUCUGAUCCCUCCAAUACCUACCUGUACUUAUGGUGUCUCACAAUCUUUUGGGGGAAUUUUUAUUCCCUUUUCUCAUUUAGAAAAUCCAUAUUUGGUGUUCAGGACAACCCUGUUUUGCCCUGGAAUUUGGAGGGUCAGUUUGUGUUGAUGAAUUUGAAUAAUAUGACUGUCUUAAACGCACAAUAAUAAAUACACAUUAUAAUUUCUGAUUUUUUUUUUUAAUAUAGUUUACUUAGUUGUUCAUUGCUGCUUAUACAGUAUAGAUUUAAACAGUAUUUGUUACCUAAUAAUGAUUAAGAUGGAUACUAAAUUAUUAACCUAUUCUGUCACUGGCUUUUUGUCCUUAGAUCAAAUUGACUGCUUACAACCAGUAAAUCUAAUUUCAAUUUUUGCUGUGAUUGGUCAGUUUAAUUUAACUCAAACUGGCUACAUGUUGAAACAUUUUUAUCUGCCUAGCUUUAGUGAAAGGGCGGUUUUGGCUGGACAUCUAAAUUGCUUAACCCCUAACCUGUACUUUGGAUUGUGGAAAUCGCCCAGCUAUGUGACCCCUUGUCAGAUGCUGUGAGUAGUGCAUUAGCUUAUUCCCCAUGUAAGCAUUUUUGCAAACCCUUAACAUCAAUGCGCACAAGUUGGGUGACCAAGCUCGUUCUGCUUGAAUUGGGUUUAAAGUUUGUCAGUCAAAUAGAUGGGUUGGUUGAGUUAAUUUUACCAAACCUUAUAAGGGUGGUUGACUCAUCCCCUCAAAAAAUAUGUUGAAUACUGUCAGAAAAACACAAUUAAACAAAUAUUGUAUUUACUUUCAGCAAAAUCAACUUGAACUGGAAAUAUAUUAAUACAACUUAAGUAUGCAUCUUUUUCAACUAUAUUGUACAGCAUGUCUGCCUGCUGUUCAUACAGUCUUCCUUUCAUCCAAUGGUAAUUGUUUUACACAUGUUUGCAUUGUGUGCUUGUGUGUAUGUGUAUGUGUUGUGUGUGUUUGCCUAAAUGACAGUCUGUCAUUCAGUCAUGUCUUGAGCGUAAGAAACUAGGAAUUAUGUAUGCACUCAGUAAAGGAACUGCAGGUUUUUAUCUUUUUAAAUAAAUUGUUGCCUUUCUCCUGCUGACCUUUUUCCAUGUUGUAGUUGAUGUUGUUGAUGAGCCUACUUUAAGUGUGGCUCUAUCUAUGCAUUGUCAUGACUUGUUUUGUUGAAUAUGUGAGUCAAUAAACUCGAGAGUGCAACUCA